GAGAGCGAGAUUUCAAGGCGAGUCCACCAGCCAGUACGCCCCCUCCACGUGGACUCGUCUUAUCUCCCACCAGCCAGUGCGAUUGGCAACUCCGCCUGCGUACAUUGCGGCGACGGCGACCCGCGAUGAAGCUCCUCGUGUCACCUCCGCCGCCGCUGUUCCCCUCCUCCCCCUGCCGCCGUUCAGGUAAGGCUAUUCUCCAGAAGCAUUUCCAUGCGGUAGCAACACGAGAAUCUUGCAAAUGCGGGGAAGCCAACAGAACGGCGAUCUGCGGGGUUGCAGAGACCCAUGGCUCUGAACAAGUAAAGGGAAGGGAACCACUUACGCGCGGCAAGGUCAGUCCACGCCUCCCGGUGCCCGAGCACAUCCGCCAACCGCCUUACGAUGGUACCGAUCGUCUGCCAGAUGUAAAUCCCGAUCGGCAAAUGCAUGACCGUGAGAGCAUCGUUCAUAUGAGAGCCGCAUGCGAGCUUGCUGCCCGAGUUCUUCAGUAUGCAGGAACAAUGGUGAAGCCCUCCGUGACGACAGAUGAAAUCGACAGGGCAGUUCAUCAGAUGAUCAUUGAUGCUGGUGCCUACCCUUCUCCCCUUGGAUACGGCGGGUUCCUGAAGAGCGUCUGCACGUCGGUGAAUGAGUGCAUCUGCCAUGGAAUUCCUGACUCACGCGCACUACGGGAUGGGGAUAUCAUCAAUAUUGAUGUUACUGUCUACUUAAAUGUAGGAUAUCAUGGUGACACCUCAAGAACAUAUCUGUGUGGGGAGGUCGAUGAACCUACUAAGCAGCUUGUAAAGGUCACUGAAGAGUGCAUGCUGAGGGGCAUAUCAGCCUGCAAACAUGGUGUUAGCUUUAAGGCAAUUGGAGAGAGAAUAAGCGAACAUGUGAACAAGUACGGCUACAGCGUCGAUCCCUUCAUCGGGCACGGAGUUGGGACGAUCUUCCAUUCAGAACCCAUCAUAUGGCACACCUAUGAUUAUGAGCCAGGAUUCAUGGUCGCGGGCCAGACAUUCACAAUCGAGCCUACCCUGUCCAUGGGGAGCACACGGUGCAAGGUGUGGGACGACGGCUGGACCGCCAUCACGGUGGAUGGCAGCCUCAACGUGCAGUUCGAGCAUACGGUGCUGGUUACCGUCAACGGCGCAGAGAUUCUCACAAAGUGUUAAGAGAGGGUGAAAGGUGGUGCGUCAGCGUACCGUUUGAGCGUAUGUUCACAAGCGAGUUCAGCCCAUUGACGGCCCGUCUCAUUGAAGAAAAGUUUUCUUUAGAGAGAAAAUUGAAGAAAAAGUUGUUUUUGAGGUUUCCUUGGAACCUACUCCCUCUGUAAACUAAUAUAAAAUCGUUUAGAUCACUAUUUUAGUAUUUUAAACGCGUACAAAUCAAAAAUUCAAAACAUGAGGACGUCAAGAUAGGUAAUAGUUAGUGGCAGAGCUAAAUC
Triticum dicoccoides is the source of this 1432-nucleotide messenger RNA. RefSeq names its product methionine aminopeptidase 1B, chloroplastic-like. Gene Ontology annotation, biological process: proteolysis. The transcript has 10 exons. Gene Ontology annotation, cellular component: chloroplast. Gene Ontology annotation, molecular function: metalloaminopeptidase activity. NCBI's taxonomy places the organism in Eukaryota, Viridiplantae, Streptophyta, Magnoliopsida, Poales, Poaceae. The coding region runs from base 126 to 1160 and encodes 344 amino acids. The record is from RefSeq and is a predicted model, not a curated record.